UAAGAGUGCAGUUCCUUUGUUUCUCUUAUGUGUGUGCAUGCGUGUGUGUUUACAUGUAUAUUUGUGUGGACUCUCAUAGGAGCUUCUGAACAGGAGUUCUCUAGAGUCACAGAAGCUGGGAUUAAUGGAAGAAGUGUCCUGUCUAAAACUGAAGCUGGGGAGCAUGGAGGAGAAACACAUCAACAGUGCUGAGAGACAACAUAAAGCUGAGAGUGUAGUGAAUCUGAUUAGCGAGCUACAGGAGCAGAUGUGUAGGAUUCGGCAGGAGAUCUCUAGUAAGAUCCAAGAGAAGCCAGCGGAGAUGGCCCCAGAGGAAGGUUGUGGCAGUGAGCCAGCGCUUGCCUCUGUGACUGAGCCAAAGCCAGCGAACCUGCAUCAGGAGGUCAAGAUGCUUAAGCAUCGAGUUAAUGAGCUGGAACAGGAGAAGAUGCAGUACGAACAGAAGCUCAAGGUGACACAGGCAGAGAUCAUGAGUUUACAACAGCUGUUGAGCUGUAAGAACUCUGAGAUAGAGAGUAUACAGGCUCAGCUGCUCUCCAGAGCUCCACUGUCUGUAGACAGCGCAAAAAGAGAUCAGGAGCUACAAAGGUUAAAUACAGGAAUGGAUACACUUAUUGCCGCAAAUCAUGAAAAGGAUCGUCGAAUAGAAGAGCUCACUCUCCUCCUCAGCCAGUUCAGACAGAUGAAUGACAUAUUGACUUUAGUUCAAGGCCCUGAAGACAAAUCAGUACAGAUCAGCAGCGAAGAUGGAAAGCAGAAAGGGACUGUAAAGAUUUUAACACACAAAUCUCACUCUGAGUUGACCUUUAGUAGCUCAACUCCUCUACUGCUGCCUUCAGUUUCUUCUCAGAAAGAUGCAAACUCCAGGUCCAUCAGUAUGGAAGACUUUAAAGGCAGUUCAGCACAAAAGACUGUUGGUGGGAAACUGGUAGAGCCUGUUCUUUCAGACGAGACUCGACCAGCUGAUAACAGACAUCUGACACUCCCAACUGUGUUGAGUCACCCAGAGAAGAGAGAGCGUGAGAUGAAUGAGACAUCAGACCAGAGGAGACCAGAAAACAAGGAGGAAGACAGCAACCUUAGAUUUACAGAGAAAAUGAAGGACAUAACCGAUUCUGAUCUUUUUUCAGUGCCUUCAGGAGUCACCUCCGGCCAUCAGUCUCCUAUGUUCCAAGAAAACUUCAAAAAUAGCAGCAUACGCAGACUUUGGGGAAAGAUGAAGAGGCCAGGUGUGCUGUCAGAUGACAUUGAGCCCAUUCAGUUCAAGAGAGGAGGCUUCAGGGCCACAGCUGGGCCUCGGCUAACACGGGCCCCUGAUUCUGGACGCUCAUCCCGGGCACACACAUCUUUCUCUAAGUGGACAACGGAGCAGGUGUGUGGUUGGCUGGAGGACAGUGGUUUGGGGCAGUAUGUUAGUUUGGCGCGUCAGUGGGUGGACAGCGGACAAACCCUUCUCUCUGCCACUCCACAGGAACUUGAGAAGGAGAUUUGUAUUAAACAUCCUCUGCACAGAAAAAAGCUGCAACUGGCUCUCAGAGCUUUUAGUAACAAGACAAUGGAGAAAUCUUCAGAACUGGAUCACAUCUGGGUUACACGUUGGCUUGAUGACAUUGGUUUACCACAGUACAAAGAUCAGUUCUAUGAAAGCAAGGUUGAUGGCCGCAUGCUACAGUAUCUAACAGUGAAUGAUCUCUUGUUCCUGAAAGUCACCAGUCAACUCCAUCAUCUGAGCAUUAAAUGUGCCAUCCAUGUCCUCCACGUUAACAAGUUUAACCCAGACAGUUUGAGACGCAGGCCAGGGAAAGAGAAUAAGACAUCUCCAUCUGAGGUGGUGCAAUGGUCCAACCAUCGUGUGAUGGAGUGGUUGAGGUCAGUGGAUUUGGCUGAAUAUGCUCCAAACCUGCGAGGCAGCGGUGUUCAUGGAGGUCUAAUUAUCCUGGAGCCUCGCUUUCAUUCUGAGACCUUGGCCAUGCUGCUCAACAUCCCUCCACAGAAGACCCUCCUAAGACGUCACCUCGCCACUAACUUUAACACACUGGUGGGGCCUCAGGUCCAGCAGGAGAAACAGGAGUUUAUCAACGCCAGUGGGCAUGCACCCCUUACCACCACUGCCAAAGUCAGGCCAAAGAAGCUUGGUUUUACUCAUUUCCGACAACUAAGAAAGCUCAGGAUGGAUGAAUCAGCAGAUUAUAUAUGCACCAUGGAUACAGGGAACCCACCAGCCCUGAGUGAGACACCAAAGCGGCCAUAUGGAAGCUUCAGGGGGAUCAGCCCCAUCCUGGCCAGAGACUCAGACAGACUGGAGCAAGUUGGGUCUAAGAACUGAUUCACCGCCUCUUCAAUUCAGCCAUUCUUAGCCAAACAAUGACAUGCUUACUGCCAGCACUACAGUAACUCCACCCUGAUGCUUGAAGAACUUCAGCAUUAACACCAUCAAUCAGGAGAAGCCCAGAACUGAUUCUUCAGUGUAUCAUCUGGAUAUGCUGGAAAUGACUGAACAUGGGCUCUGAAAAACAUGGGGAUUUUAUUAUUAUUGUCUGUCUUUAGGUAGUUCCAAUGCUGAAAUACCAUGCUGACAAAUUCUUGAUUUGAGUUUCUUGAUUUUAUUACUUUUAAUAAAUAUUUGAAU
Messenger RNA from Sinocyclocheilus grahami, 2629 nucleotides. Its product is annotated as liprin-beta-2-like. NCBI's taxonomy places the organism in Eukaryota, Metazoa, Chordata, Actinopteri, Cypriniformes, Cyprinidae. The transcript has 20 exons. Gene Ontology annotation, molecular function: protein binding. The coding region runs from base 125 to 2326 and encodes 733 amino acids. Gene Ontology annotation, cellular component: presynaptic active zone. The record is from RefSeq and is a predicted model, not a curated record. Gene Ontology annotation, biological process: neuromuscular junction development.